Messenger RNA from Oncorhynchus keta (chum salmon), 6200 nucleotides. RefSeq names its product N-deacetylase/N-sulfotransferase (heparan glucosaminyl) 1a (gene ndst1a). Gene Ontology annotation, cellular component: Golgi apparatus. Gene Ontology annotation, molecular function: heparan sulfate N-sulfotransferase activity; deacetylase activity. The record is from RefSeq and is a predicted model, not a curated record. Lineage: Eukaryota; Metazoa; Chordata; Actinopteri; Salmoniformes; Salmonidae. The transcript is spliced from 15 exons. The coding region runs from base 696 to 3383 and encodes 895 amino acids.
AUCAGACAAGUCUGCAAAAACGGGAGAACGGAGCCCGGGUACAGGGAAAGCGAGAUGAGGCGUCGUGUUUGCUUUGGUUGAAUCCAAGUAUAAAUUCUACCAGAUGCCGAUUGAGAAGAUCCUUCUCGCCUCUCCUCUUCAGAUGAAGAGGAGGACGACCGUGACAAACCCAGGCAAGACCCCACCGGCACAGGGUCAUCACCAGAUAUCGUCCAGGAGGAUGCUGCUAUUGGGAUGACCUUUGUGACCUCACCUUUGCCCUCCCCUGGAAAGAUCCACCACCAAUCAAGAACCCUGAACAACGGCCUACAUGGAUGUGGUUGGCUGGUUCCAGUGAUGGACAGGUGACCAGCCAGCCCUCUAGCCGCCCUCUUCUACUUUGACUCCCCUCCCCCUCCCUCCCAGAAGUGCAGCGUGCACCCCCGGUCGGAGACCCCCCACAUCUCUGCCAUGGUGACAUAAUCAGCAGCACAACAUGUGGGAGAUCCAACAUCAUGAGACCGUCUCAUUUCUAUCUCCAGUAGCUGCUGCUGAAGCUGCUGCUUCUCAAGCCUGUGGAUUACCGACUAGACCACUUGAACUAACAACACGGACUUUGGACUAAUUUACUUUUACUCUCCACCAAGUAGCCCUCGAGGGACUGUUUUCUGGGUGUUACGGUUGGACGGUCAGUCGGUCGGGCAUUGUGUGUGACGAUGCUGGGAUGCGUGUCCCGCCUGCGUCGGCUGGUCCGUCUCAUCCACCACCUCCCCCUCCAGACCUCCCUGCUCCUCCUCUUCCUCUUCUGCACCGUCAGCGUCUUCGUCUCCGCAUACUUCCUGUACGGCGUCAAACGGGAGCUCGAGCCCUCAGGAGGGGGCGUGGCUGGCAACGAGGGGGCGUCGGCCAUCUACGAUGACCUGCGGGCGAGCCCGUCUCGGCUGCUCCCGGUGCGGGCGGUGUCGGGGGGGCUUGCUGGGGGCGAGGGGGGCAGAGGAGGGGUGAGGACAAACCCCUUGGUGCUGGUGUUUGUAGAGAGCCAGUACUCUCAGCUGGGCCAGGAGAUAGUCGCCAUCCUGGAGUCUGGACGUUUCCACUACCGGACAGAGAUCUCUCCAGGUAAAGGGGACAUGCCCACAUUAACAGAUAAGGAGCGUGGGCGCUUCACGCUAGUCAUCUAUGAGAACAUUCUGAAAUAUGUAAACCUGGAUGCCUGGAACCGAGAGCUGCUGGACAAGUACUGUGUGGAGUAUGGAGUGGGCAUCAUCGGCUUCUUUAAGGCCAAUGAGAACAGCCUGCUGAGUGCCCAGCUCAAAGGAUUCCCCCUCUUCCUCCAUUCCAACCUGGGCCUGAAGGACUGCACGGUCAAUCCCAAGUCCCCCCUCCUCUUCAUCACACGCUCCGGCCAGCCCCUCCCCGGCCCCCUGCCCGGGGACGACUGGACCGUCUUCCAGUCCAACCACUCCACCUACGAGCCCGUGCUCCUGACCAAGACCCAGUCCGCCGAGAGUGUCCCCUCGCUCGGUACGACGGCCACGCUGCUCCCCUCCGUUGUGCAGGACCUGGGUCUCCACGACGGCAUCCAGAGGGUUCUGUUUGGGAACAACCUCAACUUCUGGCUGCACAAGCUGGUGUUUGUGGACGCGGUGGGCUUCCUGUCGGGGAAGAGGCUGUCUCUCUCCCUGGAGCGACACCUACUGGUCGAUAUAGAUGACAUCUUUGUGGGGAAGGAGGGGACCCGGAUGAAGGUGAAGGAUGUCAAGGCCCUGUUGGAGACCCAGAGAGCGCUGCGUAACAAUGUUCCCAACUUCACCUUCAACCUGGGCUUCUCAGGGAAGUUCUUCCAUGCAGGGUCAGAUGAGGAGGACCUGGGGGAUGACCUGCUCCUCUCCUACGUCAAUGAGUUCUGGUGGUUCCCCCACAUGUGGAGCCACAUGCAGCCCCACCUUUUCCACAACCAGUCAGUGCUAGCCGAACAGAUGCUUCUCAACAAGAGGUUCGCUAUGGAGCACGGUAUCCCCACGAACAUGGGCUAUGCGGUAGCCCCCCACCACUCGGGUGUGUACCCAGUUCACCUGCAGCUGUACGAUGCCUGGAAGAAGGUGUGGGGCAUCAAGGUGACCAGCACGGAGGAGUACCCCCACCUCAAACCUGCCCGCUUCAGACGGGGAUUCAUACACAGCGGUAUCAGCGUCUUGCCCAGACAGACGUGUGGUCUGUUCACACACACCAUAUUCUAUAAGGAGUACCCAGGCGGACCCAACGAGCUGGACAAACUCAUCAACGGAGGAGAGCUGUUCCUCACUGUCCUACUCAACCCGAUCAGUAUUUUCAUGACCCACCUGUCUAACUACGGUAACGACCGGCUGGGCCUUUACACCUUCAAAAGCCUGGUGGCCUUCCUGCAGACGUGGACCAAUCUGCGGCUACAGACCCUGCCUCCCGUCCAGCUGGCCCACAGAUACUAUAACCUCUUCCCUAACGAGAAAGACCCACUCUGGCAGGAUCCCUGCGAGGACAAAAGGCACAAGGACAUCUGGUCAAAGGAGAAAACGUGUGACCGCUUCCCCAAGCUGCUUGUCAUUGGGCCUCAGAAGACAGGUUCUACAGCCCUCUAUCUGUUCCUGGGCAUGCACCCUGACCUGACCAGUAACUACCCCAACAAGGAGACCUUUGAGGAGAUCCAGUUCUUCAAUGGACACAACUACCACAGAGGCAUCGACUGGUACAUGGAGUACUUCCCCCUGCCCUCCAACACCAGCUCAGACUACUACUUUGAGAAAAGUGCCAGCUACUUUGACUCCGAGGUGGCAGCGGAGCGGGCGGCCACCCUCCUGCCCAAGGCCAAGAUCAUCACCAUCCUCAUCAACCCAGCCGACCGCGCUUACUCCUGGUACCAGCACCAGCGUGCCCAUGAUGACCCGGUGGCUCUGAAGUACUCCUUCCAUGAUGUCAUCACGGCUACCCAUGAUUCCCCGGUAAAACUGCGUGUGCUCCAGAACCGCUGUCUGGUGCCAGGCUGGUACGCCAUCCACAUGGAGCGCUGGCUCAGCCACUACCACUCCAGCCAGGUCCUGGUUCUGGACGGGCAGCAGCUGAAGACUGAGCCGGCCUCAGUCAUGGACAGGAUCCAGAAGUUUCUGGGCCUGGUCAACACCGUCAACUACCACAAUAUCCUAGCGUUUGACCCCAAGAAAGGCUUCUGGUGUCAGCUGCUGGAGGGAGGGAAGACCAAGUGUCUGGGGAAGAGCAAGGGGCGUAGGUACCCUGACAUGGACCCGGAGUCCCAGUCGUUCCUCAGGGAGCACUACAGGGAUCACAACAUAGAGCUGUCUAAGCUGCUGUACAGAAUGGGCCAGCCCCUGCCCGGUUGGCUCCGAGAGCAACUGAUCCAUACCAGUUAGAAGUACCGGGAGGGGGGCAGCUCAGCGGACAGUACCACAGCUCAACCAUCCCCCUGACAGAAUACCAUAUGGAGGAGUAUGAUUCUAUCCCCUUAGAGGAUUAUUUUAAUCCUUUAAAGAAUCCAUAAGGGAUCAGUACUCACCCUUGACAAGGUUCAGAAGGGGUGUGUUUUCUGAUCACCUGUCAAAGUGAAGAUUAGGAUGCACGAGCCUCCUUCUCAGGGUGCCCUUCAUAAGAGGGAAGGGCAUGGAGAAAGGGAGAGCAGGGAUUGUGAUUUACGAGUUGGCAGUGAGUCUACAAUGGCCUGCCGCCUAGGUUCUCUCCCCUCACUCCCCAAGUUGCACCUCCCCAUGAUGCACCACCACCCUCACUUGGUACGGUCUAGGAACAGAGACCCCCCCCCCAACAGGACUGUACCACCUCUUACGGGGGUUUACCUGUGAUACAGACAGGAUGGGAUAGAGACGGGGGUGGUCAACAAUUAUCCGCUCUUCCUUUGACUAUCCCUUGCCUUACUCACAUGGACUCAGACCUUACUCUUGGGAGGAAGAGGAGGAUGAAGAGGAAGAGUGAGACUUGGCUAGCCUGUACAGUACCAGUCGUUUAAGGCUGGGCGGAAAUAAACAGUGUCAACUUGUGUCAGUCAACACUCUACUCCCAUAUACUGAAAGACACAACUAACUGCCAUUCUAGAAAUUGGAAGAUGAAUUAAUAAAGUAGAUGAUGAACCAAUAGGGCAGAUAUGACAAAUGAGUAGAGAUCAAUUAUCACUUGAAUUAAUAAAAAAUGAAUGGCAUUAGUUGGAAAUGCCUGUGGUCUAAAAACCAAGGGGGAUAUGUUGUGUAUUGACUGGUAGUCUUAUUCACUAGGCCUUUGUAGACACGAGACAUUAAUGCAUUUACCAGUGCCAGGACAGAAUCAGCACCACUACAUUGCAUGGCCUAUUGACAGUUCUUAUUUUUUUUAAAGAUAUUUUUUACCCCUUUUUUUGUUUAUUUUAACUUUGGAGACGCGUUAUUGUAGAAUUGACCAGAAAGACGUUUUGCUUACUCUCCCUUUCGGAUGGAGUUGAUUGCAAAGCACAGGGGGGUGCCAGGCUGCACAUGUUAAAAGCACAAUAUGCAAAGUGGUACAUCUCUUAAAAAGACUCUUUACAAAUUCACACAGGUUCUCAUUAACCCCUUUGAGCAAAAGACGUUGAAAAUAAGUAUUUCUGGUCGAAAAGAUGUUGAAGUGACGUAUUUUUAACGUCUUGUGCUCACUGGGACAGGUUGUCUGUGUGUGAAGUUGGACAUAGGCUAUGUUUAAAUGCUCUCAUGGAGAUAGAAAAUGAGAAAAGAAAACAAUAUUUUUUAUUGAGGAUGUCGUCAAAGCUGUGUAUAUUUUUGUCUCUUCUAUUUAAUUUGUUAUUAGCAGUUGUUCAUAGUAUUUCUGCGUUGCAUCAGGGAGGAUAUAAAAGAUGCACAUCUAACAUAGUCAAUAUGAGCCUAUACAGUUAAAGUCAAAUGUUUACAUACACCUUAGCCAAAUACAUUUAAACUCAGUUUUUCACAAUUCCUGACAUUUAAUCCCAGUAAAAAUGCCGUAUUUUAGGUCAGUUAGGAUCACCACUUUAUUUUAAGAGUGUGAAAUGUCAGAAUAAUAGUAGAGAGAAUUAUUUAUUUCAGCUUUUAUUUAUUUCAUCACAUACCCAGAGGGGUCAGAAGUUUAUAUACACUCAAUUAGUAUUUGGUAGCGUUGCCUUUAAAUUGUUUAACUUUGGUCAAAUGUUUCGGGUAGCCUUCCACAAGCUUCCCACAAUAAGUUGGGUGAAUUUCAGCCCAUUUUUCCUGACAGAGCUGGUGUAACUGUGUCAGGUUUGUAGGCCUCCUUGCUCGCACAUGCUUUUUCAGUUCUGCCCACAAAUGUUCUAUAGGAUUGAGGUCAGGGCUUCGUGAUGGCCACUCCAAUACCUUGACUUUGUUGUCCUUAAGCCAUUUUGCCACAACUUUGGAAGUAUGCUUGGGGUCAUUGUCCAUUUGGAAGACCCAUUUGUGACCAAGCUUUAACUUCCUGACUGAUGUCUUGAGAUGUUGCUUCAAUGUAUCCACAUAAUUGUCCUGCCUCAUGAUGCCAUCUAUUUUGUGAAGGGCACCAGUCCCUCCUGCAGCAAAGCACCCCCACAACAUGAUGCUGCCACCCCCGUGCUUCACGGUUGGGUUGGUGUUCUUUGGCUUGCAAGCCUCGCUCUUUUUCCCCCAAACAUAACGAUGGUCAUUAUGGCCAAACAGUUCUAUUUUUGUUUCAUCAGACCAGAGGACAUUUCUCCAAAAAGUAUGAUCUUUGUCCCCAAGUGCAGUUGCAAACUGUAGUCUGGCUUUUUUAUGGCGGUUUUUGAGCAGUGGCUUCUUCCUUGCUGCGCUGCCUUUCAGGUUAUGUCAAUAUAGGACUUGUUUUACUGUGGAUAUAUAUAGUUUUGCACCUGUUUCCUCCAGCAUCUUCACAAGGUCCUUUGCUGUUGUUCUGGGAUUGAUUUGCACAUUUUGCUUCAAAGUACGUUCAUCUCUAGGAGACAGAACGCGUCUCCUUCCUGAGCGUUAUGAUGGCUGCGUGGUCCCAUGGCGUUUAUAGUUUGUACAGGCGUCUAUUGUUUGUACAGAUGAAUGUGGCACCUUCAGGCAUUUGGAAAUUGCUCCUAAGGAUGAACCAGACUUGUGGAGUUCUACCAUUUUUUUUCUGAGGUCUUGGCUGAUUUCUUUGUAUUUUCCCAUGAUGUCAAGCAAAGAGGUAGGCCUUGAAAUACAUCCACAGGUACACCUCCAAUUGACUUAGAUUGG